Messenger RNA from Boeremia exigua, 1473 nucleotides. RefSeq lists its product as uncharacterized. NCBI's taxonomy places the organism in Eukaryota, Fungi, Ascomycota, Dothideomycetes, Pleosporales, Didymellaceae. The record is from RefSeq and is a predicted model, not a curated record. The transcript is spliced from 3 exons. Bases 1 to 1473 code for a protein of 490 amino acids. Gene Ontology annotation, molecular function: RNA polymerase II C-terminal domain phosphoserine binding; DNA binding. Gene Ontology annotation, cellular component: Cdc73/Paf1 complex.
AUGUCUGACAUCGACGAUGAACUCUUCGCCCUCGCUGGCGGUGACGAAGAGGCAGACGUUGAAGAAGGCGAGGCCUCAUCGCCAGCAGCCUCUUCGCCGAAUUCACUAGGCUCAGAUGCUAUGGAAGAGUCCGACUCCGAGCGCGACGAUGAGCCACCUGCACGAUCGACCGAUGUGCCCUAUCCUCUCGAGGGCAAGUACAUCGACGAGUCCGACAAGAGGAGGAUCAUGGGCAUGUCGCAGCUGGACCGCGAAGAGAUUCUCGGUCAGCGUGCCGAGGAGAUGAGCAGAGCCAAUUUCACAGCUGAGCUGGCUCGGCGUGCGGCGAAUCUGCAGAACGAUAGGAAACGCAAAGUUGACUCGGAGGAGCCUGAGGAGAACAGGCGACCAAAGGUCAAGGCUAGGGUGAACGACAAGCUUGAGGAAUACAAACGCAAUCGCGAGCAGCGUGGUCAGCAGAGAGACCGAGACAACGAUCGUCGCAGCCACCGCCGGAGAUCGAGCUCGGCAGAUCGCGACGGCGCAUCGGAUGUCGAUGCUGACGGCGAGAGCGAUGUCGAGUGGGAUGACCGUGCGCCUGUCAAGGCUCGCGAAGAGUUGCCGGCCACUCUUCGUGACUUCGACUCCGUGCGGGUUGGCCGAGGGUUCUUCUCUGAAGUCUGCUUCUACCCAGGCUUCGAGGAUGCCGUCACCGGUACCUUUGGACGUGUUGGUGUUGGACAGGAUGCGCAGCGUCGAACAAUGUAUAAGAUGGCGCAGAUCAAGGGCAUCAACACCGGCAAACCUUACGUCUUUGAGGGCAAAAACGGAGCGAAAAUUGCAACCGACCAAUACGUCAUUGCGCAGCAUGGGUCAACUAAGAAGGAUUACCAGUUCCAAUUCUUAUCGAACCAGCGCUUCGACGAUCGCGACCUCGACGUAUAUAAGCAGUCUCUCACUGAGUCGAACUCGAAGAUCCCCACCAAGUCCUUCCUUGAGCGGAAGUACGACGACCUCAAGAGCCUUCGAGACCACCACUGGACUGAGCCUGAAAUCAACGCACGCAUCGCAAAGGCAAAACAAUACCAACACCUGCUUCACCGCAACUCGGUCGACGCGCAGCCAAGGAUACAAACACAGUCCGAAGCUGCCGCUGUCAAGACUGCGGAACUCAAUCGCCUCAACCGCAUUCAUGAGGCGGAGCGCGUACGAAAAGUCCAACUGGAGCAGCAGCGCCAGAAGAAGAUGGACCAGAAGAGAGAAGCCGCGCGCAAGCAAGCCGAAGAGGAGGCUAGGAAGGCACAAGAAGAGGCGGUGCUCAAGAACGAGACAGACGCGUUGUUCGGUGAUGACGACGUCUCAUCGAGAGCCAGCACGCCGAAACCGCAGGAUAAGAAGAAGACAGAACGCAAGGGUCUGCCAACAUUCAGGAAACCGAAGACAGAUGACGACUUCAUCGCCAGUAUGGAUCUGGAUUUCGACAUUGCGAUCUAG